Molecule: messenger RNA, 1353 nt
Organism: Caenorhabditis angaria
Lineage: Eukaryota; Metazoa; Nematoda; Chromadorea; Rhabditida; Rhabditidae
Source: the annotation of a GenBank genome assembly
AUGAUGCUCACUGAUUUUUCGGACAAAGCAAAUCUACUGGCAUCAUCUGAUGAUUUUUCAACAACACCUUCUGUUGUUCCGGAAGGUGUUAAUCUAUUUUGGAGUUCUCUGAAUGUCACAGGACCCGAGACAAAACCAGCAACAUUUUUCGAAAAAUUGAAAAUCGCCCAGAAACCGCCGAAACGUGUCAAGGAGAUUUUGCAUAAUGGUUAGUUUUGGUGUCAAAAAAUAGAGGAAAACAUUUGCGAUUUUUUACAGUUUCCGGAAUGGCAGAAUCCGGCAAAUUGCUGGCAAUAAUGGGAAGCAGCGGAGCCGGAAAAACGACUCUACUCAACGUGUUGACUUCCCGUAACUUGGCCAAUUUGGACGUGCAAGGAACGAUUUUGAUCGACGGAAAACGAGCGAAUAAAUGGAAAAUUCGAGAAAUGUCGGCUUUUGUUCAACAACACGAUGUUUUUGUUGGAACCAUGACAGCUAGAGAACAUUUGACAUUUAUGGUAGGUCAACGGGUUUUUUUUGUCAAGCCAUAAUUGAUUUCAAAAAAUCGCAAAUUUCAGGCUCGCCUUCGAAUGGGUUCACAUUACUCAGAUUACGAGCGAAAAGUGCGUGUCGAACAAGUUUUGACUCAAAUGGGACUUCAAAAAUGUGCGGAUACAAUGAUCGGAAUUCCAAAUCAACUCAAAGGAUUAUCAUGCGGUGAAAAAAAGCGACUCGCAUUUGCAUCCGAAAUUCUGACUUGCCCUAAAAUUCUGUUUUGUGAUGAGCCAACUUCAGGAUUGGAUGCUUUUAUGGCUGGACAUGUUGUACAAGCAUUGAGAAGAUUGGCUGAUGGUGGAAUGACUGUUAUUAUUACAAUACAUCAACCAAGUAGUCAGGUUUAUGGAUUGUUUAAUAAGUUAGUUCUAGGAGGGAAAAAUUCGGAUUUUUUGAGACCAAAUAAGUCUAUACUCCUUUAAAUUUGCCACGUGAAAGUGCACAUAUCUUUUUUCAAGAAUUCAAGUCUAAAUUUGAUUAGACUGACAAUCCGGAAUUUAUUUCAAGCCUAGAAAAUUUGCGAUUUUUCGAGAAUAAACUUGCCUAUGUUCCUAUAAGUUUGCCUAACAGAUGUUCCCGAUGGCCGAAAAAUCUCAAACUCUUCAAUUUUCCAGCGUGUGCCUAAUGGCAUGUGGCCGAAUAAUCUACCUCGGCCCCGGUGAUCAAGCAGUUCCCCUAUUCGAAAAAUGCGGUUUCCCGUGUCCGGCUUAUUAUAAUCCAGCUGAUCAUUUGAUUCGAACAUUGGCUGUUAUUGAUAAAGAUAGAACAACUUCGCUGAAAACUAUUUCGGUAAGCGAUUUUUGGGGUCUAGAAAGUUGA